This is a messenger RNA of Fusarium odoratissimum NRRL 54006, 3091 nucleotides long. Its product is annotated as MFS transporter, AGZA family, xanthine/uracil permease. Gene Ontology annotation, cellular component: plasma membrane. The transcript is spliced from 2 exons. Gene Ontology annotation, biological process: transmembrane transport. The record is from RefSeq and is a predicted model, not a curated record. The coding region runs from base 1324 to 2925 and encodes 533 amino acids. Lineage: Eukaryota; Fungi; Ascomycota; Sordariomycetes; Hypocreales; Nectriaceae. Gene Ontology annotation, molecular function: purine nucleobase transmembrane transporter activity.
CGGCUCGUCUCUGGGUGGCGUUGUACCCGCGCCGCCGCUAUCGCUAUCGAACUCCACCUUACCCGCGCAAUGGCUUGCAUCCUCUUUUGCGGUUCCUGGGCAGUUGUUCUGGCACUGCUCGUUGGCUGCUGGGCCAAGAGGCGACGACGUUUUGGGUAAGGGUUUAAUCGGACGGAAAUUCAACAAUGGCAGCAAAAUUUUUGAAAGGACGAAAAAACCGGGGUCAAUGGCCAAAAAUCGACUGAGAUGAAUCUAGUGCCUCGGCCGAUUCGUUCUUGCCAUUCAAUUUUUUGCGGAGCAUCUCGAGGAAGCAGCUGCCCAUUCACCGGAGACUGGGCAACUGGUACUAUCACGAAUUUGCCAUCUGCAAAUUUGCUCUCUUCUCUUUUUCCUCGCGCAUCAUCGCGAAUCACCUCUUGCCUUGGCUGCAACGCUUUGCUCACCUCUCAAGGGUUGGUUGAACUGUAUGUACCACUGACAUCUCUCUGUCGUCCUAUUCUUCGCCGUCGUCUCCCCCGGGUCUCUCGCGCAAACUCUAGAACUUUCACCAGCUGCAAGUCAAGUUCAACGCUGGCUCCAAGCGCAUGACAGAAACAGAGAAACUGCUCCGAGCUUUAUUUGAUCAACCUUGCUAGGGCUUAUAUCUUUGCUCUGGCUCGAGUAUUUCUUUGGACCUUCCCAUCGGACCCUUGAUAUCGGGACGUUAUUUUCUUCCCCGAUACGGCACAUUCGUCCGUCGUCGCAUUACACCCUCUACUACUCGACAGAUUGCGAUCGGGACUCUUUACGUUUCCGUCACAUCUUGGCCUACCUAUUUCAGCCGUCAAUUGCAUCUGCAGAUACAUACACUGCGUGCGCAUUGCAUUACAUUACGGCUUGCCUUGCACCACGUACUAGGUAUACCAGCCGACGCCUCUUUUGUACGUCCAUCAAGUCUAGGACAUUCGUCGAACGCUUGGGAUCGCCAUUAGUUAAAGACAGCUGCCUCCCGUCUGUCAAUUCAACUUUCAAUCUCGAGCUUCGCAGCACGCCGAUCACACUUGUCCCGUGGCUUUUGGGUUUUGCUCAAUUUUUGAAUACCUUUUUGUCACAUAGUCAUUGUCAACUCAAUCUUCAAGAUGGGUUGGAUGGACAAGACCAACCGCAAGAUUGCGGCCAGUCCUGUUGGACGUUGGUUCCAGCUUGAGGGUUCGGGUCAUGUAAGUCAAAUCGGCCACCUCCGAUGUCAACUUCACAGCUAAUGCUCUCUCCAAUUAGCCUCGCGAACGCAAGGGCUCUCUCUUCUUCACUGAGAUUCGAGCUGGUCUCGCCACCUUCUUUGCCAUGGCCUACAUUAUUGCUGUCAACUCUUCGAUUGUUUCUGAAUCCGGUGGUCCAUGUAUUUGCCCUACUUACAAGGACGGUGCUUGCGUCCCAGACGAAGCCUACCAGCUGUGUGUUGCCGAAGUCAAGCGUGAUGCUGUCACUGCUACCGCUGCCAUUUCUGCUCUGGCUACUUUCUUCAUGGGCCUGCUUGCCAACCUUCCCGUCGGUCUCGCUCCUGGUAUGGGUCUCAACGCCUACUUCACCUACACCGUCGUUGGUCCCAGCGGCUCUGGCCCCGUCCCUUAUGAGCUUGCCCUUACAGCCAUCUUCAUUGAAGGCUUCAUCUUCUUCGGUCUUGCUCUCUUCGGUAUGCGUCAAUGGCUUGCUCGCGCCAUCCCCCGCUGUAUCAAGCUCGCCACCAGUGUCGGUAUCGGUCUCUUCUUGACGCUCAUUGGUCUCACUUAUAGCGAGGGUAUCGGUCUGAUUGUUGGUGCCGUUUCCACUCCUAUGGAACUCGCAGGUUGUGAAUCGCAAUAUCGGGACCCUGACACCGGUCUGUGCCCUUCCUCUCAGAAGAUGAGAAGCCCUACCCUGUGGAUUGGUAUCUUCUGUGGCGGCAUCUUCACCGUAUUGCUCAUGAUGUACCGUGUCAAAGGUGCCAUCAUUGCUGGUAUUCUUCUUGUCAGCAUCAUCUCCUGGCCACGAGACACUCCUGUGUCAUAUUUCCCCUACGACACCCUUGGCGACGAUCGAUUCAGCUUCUUCAAGAAGGUUGUCGAUUUCCAUGAGAUCAAGCACACCCUCAACGUCCUCCAGUUCAACAUUUCUGGCCACAGCGGCCAGUUCGGUCUUGCACUCAUCACUUUCUUGUAUGUCGACAUCCUGGACUGUACUGGUACACUGUAUGGUAUGGCUCGUUUCGCCAACCUCGUCGAUCCCGUUACCCAGGACUUUGAAGGCUCUUCGAUUGCCUACAUGGUCGACGCCCUGAGCAUUUCCAUUGGCGCUGUUUUCGGUGUUCCCCCCGUCACUGCUUUUGUCGAAUCUGGUGCCGGUAUUUCCGAGGGUGGAAAGACUGGUUUGACCGCCAUGGUUGCCGGAAUCUGCUUCUUCAUUUCCAUCUUCUUUGCGCCGAUUUUUGCUUCCAUUCCUCCUUGGGCCACCGGCUGCGUUCUCGUUCUUGUUGGUUCUAUGAUGGUUGGCGCGGUUACUGAGAUCAACUGGCGUUACAUGGGUGAUGCUGUUCCUGCUUUCCUCACCAUUGCCAUCAUGCCUUUUGCGUACUCCAUUGCCGAUGGUCUGAUUGCUGGUAUCUGCACAUAUAUGUUGAUCAACACCGUCGUUUUGGUCAUCAAGGUUGUUUCCGGUGGUCGUAUCGUGCCUCCCAACUAUGAGGAGAGAGACGGCUGGACUUGGCGCAUUCCCGGUGGUUUCUUGCCCCCUUGGUUGAACCGACUUGCUCACGGAAAGAAGGACUUCUGGCGUGAGGAGUUCCCUCCUGCUGCCAAUGACACAACUGUGAACCAAAAUGCCGUGCCUGAGGAGACUGGUUCUGAUCAUGGUGGAUCUGAGGGCGGCAAGGUGCCUGAGACUACUCUUCCCCGCGAGAAGGAGACUUGAAAGGGUAUGGAAGAGUUUGGCUACUUAAAAAUGUCAGUAUGUUGAGUGAACGUAGGAGGAUCUGAAAGAUACCCAAGAAAACAAUAACAUGAUGUUCUGUUUGAUAUGCCUGACCUGUCCUUGCAAGUGAUGUCUCGUAAAGACGUGUCGCCCCGACUUCAAACUA